This is a messenger RNA of Babesia bovis T2Bo, 5386 nucleotides long. RefSeq lists its product as uncharacterized. The record is from RefSeq and is a predicted model, not a curated record. The coding region runs from base 59 to 5338 and encodes 1759 amino acids. The transcript has a single exon. Lineage: Eukaryota; Apicomplexa; Aconoidasida; Piroplasmida; Babesiidae.
AGUAUAACAUAGUUUUUAGUAGCCUCAGCAACAAAAAUAAGACGCCGAUACUAUUAUCAUGGUGUCUUUUGUGUACAUAAUUAUCACAUUACUAAUAGAGUUCAUAAAUGUACCGAUUGAAUCUGCAGCUGCCGGGUUCAAUGAAAACCUGGGCUUACGCAUUGGUGCGGGAACUUUUGGAGGAACAUAUUCAAAUGAUGGAGCAGGUUAUUCGGGAUACUCAGCGUUUGGUCAAACGGGAUUGCAAGGUGAAAUGCCAGUAGCUCUCUAUCCCGAUGAUCUGCAAAAAAUGAAAGCAAAAUCUGAAACACCGGCAAAGAAGCGCAUUAGAAAACAACCAUAUAUUGACACUUCAAAUGCAUUGCAUGACGACUACUUGUCUUACAAGAACACGAUUUCAACUCCGCCGAAAACCGUUGAUGCAUACACGGCUCCAACAUAUAACUCUUAUGGAUACAGUUCACCGACAUAUCCUUCCACGGAUUAUUCGAUGCAAGGAAAUGCAUCGUCAUACACACCAUCGGCACCUCAAACGGUAGAACGGCCUUUGAUCGUGGAUUUACCGGAUACGCUGCUACAGCAGAGCAAUGGAAAUGCAUCUGCUCCAAGUAUUAUCAACGUGGCACAGCCAAGUGCUAAAGAACCAAUGGUGGUAAUGCCAAUAGGAACUAAUCAAGCUGCAGCGGCAACAAAAACACCUGCUGUUGACAAUGAUGUCAUCAACCGUGAAUUGAAGGCACUUAACAUACCAUACCAAAUACCAGCCAAUGAAAAAAGUACAGUUGCACCAACACCACUUCCAGCUGCCCCGGUUAUUAUUGCGGAUACUGCAAGUCUCAAACCUGCUGAAACAAAUAACAAUAUAAAAGCAACUGGAAAUGCAAUGGUGCUUGACUUCAAUGUAUCAAAAGGUCAAGCAUCCGUGGAACCAAGGUUUCAUCUAACAAUAAAAUGUGAGAAUUGUGCAAUGGAUAAAGAUCAAGGAGCUGCUAAGUCUAAUUCUGGUAUUAGUGAGAAACCCAAUGGAGAGCAAGGUGAUAUGGAUCCACCUACAGGUGAGCACCACGGACAUCAUCAUCAUCAUCACCACCAUCACCAUGAUUCCGAUAAUGAUUCUAAAGACAGUAACGCUAAAUCAAAAGACGAUCAACCUAGCAAAACCGAUGAAAGCUCAAAAGAAACUGAAGCGUCCAAAAAUGAAACUAGCAAUACAUAUGAAGAACCGGAUAAACCAACACCAAAAAACAACAAAACAGCUACUAAUUCUAAUAAAAAGAAAUCUCGAGGCAAGAAAAAAGGGUUCUUUAAGAAAAUUGUUGAACAUAUUAUACCACCUCAAAAUGUGGAUGAAGAGGAAACGAAAUCCAACGAUGAGGAGGCUGCAGCAGAUGCUGAUGAAGACCGCACUUCAUUCAUUGAGUUAGGAUCGGGAACCAAAGUCUCUAUAAAAGAUAGAUUAUAUGACUCUAUAUCGUUAAAUCUACCAGUAACUGGAAUUGGCGGAGUAGAAGAAAGAGAUACCGAAUAUCCCUCCUCACCAACAGUUCUAGAAGAUCCUGAAGAAUUUGGUAGACAGGGUUCUUUACGCGCAUUGAGGGAUAUUGAUGCCUUCACGUCAUUGUUAGAAACAUCAGAAGAAGUAACAACGCCACCUACGGGAGAAACAGCAACUCAACCAACCGAAGAAAUACCAACUCCACCAGCAGAAGAGUCAACAGCACAGGAGGAUAAUUCCCCAAUCGCUAAGUUCUUUUCUAACCUGUGGAACACCAUAACAGGAUGGUUCACAUCAUCUAGUGAGCCUGAAGUUAAAGAUGACUCCGGUAAUGAUGAUGCUAAGAAGGCAUCAGAUUCAGCCGUAGUAGACGCUACUCAAAACAAAGAUGCAGCGGAUCUUACGGAUACAAAAUCAGAAGCAUACGUAAAGGCUACGGCAAAUAUCAAUACCAACAAUGACGGUUCCAUAUUUAGUGAUCAAACUAAUGACACGUCGAUUGAUCCUAGCUAUCCAUUGCCAAUAACGCCCAAUACUACAGAGUCCCCUAACUCAAUAACUAAUGAUGGUAAAGACUCCAGGGGGACAACAACAGUUAAUGUCGAAUCGAAGGAAACGACUACACCCAUUUCUAAUACAGCUGAAUCAAAGGACCUAAUAACACAGGUAUCAACUGAAUCUAAGGAUCCCGACAUGUCAAAGCUGACAGUAAUUUCAAAAGUAUCCAGUGUUGUACCCAAAAAUGAUAACGAAUAUUCAUCUAAGAAGACUAAGCGAAAGAAUAGGUUACGCAGGAUCGGUGUCGUAAACGGAGUUCAAGAAGAUACUAUAACUGUUUCCGGGUUAUCACUAAUAGAAAAGCAGGCUGAAAAGUCUAUAGACAUGAAUAUUCAAAAUGUUGACAAUGCUUCAUUUCUAGAAAGUAAAGAACGACCUAUUGACAAUACUUACCGCCAUAAUGGGUUCACCGGCUUCUUUUCCAACAUGUUCAAUACAAUACUAGGGUGGUUUCAACCAGCAAUUAACACAACAAAAGAUGACACAACAACUAACGAAACGAGAGAAAUGACUACCAAUAAUGGUACAACGUUAGAUAGCAGUAAACAAGCUGAAUUAACCGCACCACUGGACAAAUCCCUUCCAACAAAGUCUGAAACAGAAGAAGCAGACAAUAAGGGAGUGAUUUCCGAACUUACUCCAUCUUAUAAUGAAGAAAAGCGUAUCGGUAAUUUACCUUUAAAACAGAAUUUUGCGACUAUCAAUGAAAUAAAGGAUGUUUCGGAAAGUGCACCAGAAUUUUCAUUUAUACAAAUGGAUGAUGAAUAUCAUCGGAGAGGCCUAUUAAGACGAUUCUGGGAUAAAUUAGGUUCGUUAUAUAAAAGAUCAAGGAGAAACAAAUACAAAGUGAUUAAAGUACCAACUGGGGAAACUGAUUCAAUGGAUAUUGAUUUCAACCCCAAAAAGUAUCUUGGUAAAUUCAAGAAAUACAAUAAACGUGUUGAAUCACUACGCGGACCUUCAUUCCUAGAAACCAGCGACAACGAUUCGAUAAAGGAUGCCUUGUUGGAUGGAAACAAAGAUACUGAAACUCUGCCUUCAUCAUUAGAGACCAUAUAUAACGAUAAAUUGAAAGAUUUGUCUAUUGUUACAGAGUUAAAUGAUCAAAUAGACGAUAAAGAUAGUGCAGUUGGUGGUAUAAUCUCUUCACCUCUUAGUAAAUCUGAAGCAACAGAUGUUAUUACAGGACUUGCACCACUUGAUAAAGGCGAUAAAGCAAUGGUAUUAGAUGAUGCUAUUCAAACUGCGGACGAUAUAAAAAAUGCUAACGGCGCACUCUACGUGGUAAAUGAAUCGAGUGACGGAGAUGACCUUAUAAUUAUAAAGGACGAAAAUGUGAAAGGAAAAAAGACAUCUAAAAAUGGAUUGGAUUCCUCUACAGCUAUGAAAGAAAGUAUGGCACAGAAAAACGAAAAACGGCCAAUCGUCGAUAAACCAAAGCGUGAAGCUUUCCUAAAGUUCGUUGAUCAGAUGGCGAGCGCCAUAGAAUACCUAUUUAAUACCGACACUACGCCAGUAUCCAGUGGUAUAUUGGGAGACAUGGUCUCUGAUGACACUCAAGAAGAACAGCCUAAGAAGAUAGCUAAGAAUAAAAAAGGAGCAGCUGAAGUUACUAUACGAAGAAAAGUUGAAACUCCCGUUUUCGUAGCAGAUCAACUUCCCGAAGAGAAAGGAUUUGAUUCCACUAUGAAGGACAUGGAAGUCUUAAACGACAUCGAUACCAAUUUGCAUGACAUUGUGGAUGGCAAAUUGUCGAAGUUACUGAAUGGUGAUAAGACAAAUGUUGAUAAAUUGCUAUAUUACCUGCCCACGCUUGCCGAUGCGUUGAAUGAUUCGAUUAACGAAACUGAUCUUUCAAGUGAAACGUCAAAGGAAAUAGUAAACAGCGAGAUUAACACAAACAAAAAAGAAGGUAACAAAGAACUCUAUACCAAGGAUAGUGAUUAUAUGACGAAAACGGGUAGCAAUGACUCCGAAUCUAGCAAAUCAACAAAAGAGCAAACUUUGUUACAAGAUAACAGUGAUUCUACGAAAGGCACUAGCAUAGCAUCCUCAAAGACGAUAAGUGAGAAUGUUGAUACUCUGGAACCGAAGUCCAAUGUAAGUAAUGAUGGACCUACUCUGUCAGACACUUCGGUACAGGCAAACAAAACAUUGACGAAAGAAAGUGCCAAGAAAUCAAAAUCGCUUAGAGGCUCUAUUUUAAAUGAGGAAGAGCUAAAUAAAGCUACAGGCACAACAAAUUCAAAGUCUUCUGAAAAGGAUAUUAAUAUUAACCAAAGAGAUGUAUCUUCGAACAAGGAAGCCUCAACCAAGAUAGAGAAGAAAGAAGUGAUAAGUGAAUUGAAUAGCAUGUAUGAGGGAAAGAAAGACGAUGUAGUACAAGUGAUGACAUCAAACGAUCUCAAAGAUUCCUUAGCAAGUGAAGUAGCUAAACCAGAUGGAAGUGUAACCACAAAGCAGGAUUUAUUAUCGGUUAGUACAGAGAAAGCAUUGACACCGUUGCCUACAGUUAAGGAGGGAAAUGUAGAAACCUUAAAAAAUAUGAAUGAGAUGGUCACAAAGGAGAUCACUCUAUCUGACGGAAUGAAUACGGAUACACUACCAAUCGCAACAGAUGCUGUGAACAAUCCUGGCCUUUCAGAACAAAGUGUAAAGUCAACUGUCGAUCCUGCAUUUAAUGAUUCUUCGCCGUCAACGAAAGACAUGAUCUCGGAUACAGCUAACUAUACUGCCGAUGAUUACAACGCGAAAGGACAGCGUUCUUCCACGCCAAAUGUAGAACCCAUUGGAAUAGAUAGCAUCACUGAUACAACUCUUCAACAAGAGGUCCAGGAUAACAUUAAAAAUGCAAGCAGAGAAGCUACACAAUCAAUCAUGGAACAGAAGUCUACAAACAACGAAACACUAAUAAAGGGUAUCGCUGACGCAGCAACUGAUGGAAAACAACUCAAAUCUAAGAAUAAGAACUCAAGCAAAAAUACGACACAACAACCGAUCGUUGUUAUAGUAAACGCAAACUCCAACGCUGACCCCGGAAAAAAGGUAGAAACUGGCGACAACGAGGCAACGGAUGACGUUUUAGCUAAAUUAGUCCUUGAAAUAGCAAAGAAAGAAAUUAAAAGGCAAAAGAAUAAUAAUAUCAACUAUGCAACCGCAGGUGAUGUACCACUAAACGGAAUGUUAAAGGAAGACAAGGUAUUAGACAUGGAAGAUGGUUUUGGAGACGAGAGUUUAAAGAAACACAUGGUAGGAUACCUACGACAAUUUGUAAAUACAGCUUAAAUAUAUAUAAUAUUUUAAUCAAAAAACCCAUACACAUUAAUUUUUAAA